UCCCUCUGGCUUUGAGAGUGUUGCGCUUGCAGAAGGGGAUCUGAACGGCGAGCUGAUGAACGAAGAGAUCCGUAUCCAUAGCUGGCCUUGUUCGUACUACUUGGACACCAGCAAGCAAUGGGUCUCUGGCAGGCUCUCCCUGACUCCUGUUGCUAUCAAAUUUGCAGCUGACAAAACUGGUGAACUUUUGGUCAACUUCCAUCUUUCUGGAAUCAGCGAGAUCAAGAAAGAAUCUUCAAAUUUAAUCUUUAGCUCCCUCACCAUCUUGGAGAAGAAUACCAAGCACUGGUUCAGUUCUCUGCAACCCAACAGAAAUGUGGUGUUCAACAUCCUUGAGCAUUUCUGGAGGGAGCAGCUGCUGUCAAACCAAGGCCCGGGAGCAGAAGCUGGGGCUCUGCAGUCCACGAAAGGAAAGGAACUGACUGGCCUGUUGGCAGGUUCGCAGAAACGCCUGGAGGACACAGCAAAAGUGCUGCAUUACCAGGGCGAGCAGUUUGAUAACAUCAUGAGAGGACUGAACAAAAUCGAAGGCGAUAUGGAUGUCGCAGACAGAUUGUUGACUGAACUCGAAUCUCCUUCUUGGUGGCCAUUUAGCAGCAAGCUCUGGAAAGCACCGUUGGAAGCCAAGCCAAAGGAAACUGCCACAGUUUCCGAUUCAAAGAACCAGGAAGGAAUCAUAAUUAGAAUUCCAGUUAUUAUCACCCACAGAACAGACUCAAAUGUCAAGCCAGGAAAACUCACGCUCCUCGCUUCUGGCCUGGAAAUCAGUGACUGCAAUUCCCAGGUCAUUCACAGGUUUGAAUCCAAAGAUGUAGAUGAUAUCAGAGUUCAUACACCGUAUGAAAUCAGCGUUCGCCAGAGGUUUAUUGGGAAGCCCGACACCUCCUACCGGCUGUUGUCAGCAAAGAUGCCCGAAGCCAUCCCAAUCCUGGAGAUGCAGUUCAGCAAGAAGAUACAGUUCUUGGAAGAUGCCCUGGAAUUUGCUGGUGCCAGAAAGUCGCCCCAGGUAGACUUGGGCACCUCCAUUUGGCAAGCAGCCACAGGACUCCUGGGAGGCGUGAUGCAGCCCGGAUCUCCGGUGGGAGGAGAAGGGAUGGACAAUGAGCAGGUCCAGCUGCAGAGUCACGAAAAGAUCUCCGAGUCGGAAGCAAAAGAGCUGAAACAGAGCUGGAAGCACUGAGCAGACCAGCGCUGUGAUGGGGAGCCUGGGUAAAAGA
Messenger RNA from Tinamus guttatus (white-throated tinamou), 1217 nucleotides. The record is from RefSeq and is a predicted model, not a curated record. Lineage: Eukaryota; Metazoa; Chordata; Aves; Tinamiformes; Tinamidae.